AUGGUUGAUGCCAAGCAAACCCUCAAAACUACAGGGAAUGACAACGCCAAGAAAGAUGAUGCUGGUGGUGAUGAAUCCGUUGUGCAAGACGGCGACAACGACAGAGGUGUAGCGCACAUUCGAGUGGAUUAUAUUUCCUUUGCCGAUCAUAAACCAUCCAAACCAAAGGUAGAUCGCAGGAUCUUUCAUCCCCUCUAUAUCACCACGGCAGGCCUCCUAGUUCUUCCCAUUCUUCCGCCUCUGUUGGUGAUUCUCUUGGUGACCGUAUGGGCCAUUCUCUUUGUUGCCACUCCAGUAUACUACUUUUAUUACUAUGAUCCACUCGACGAUGCUUGUGGAAACACCGACGACGUAUGUUGCAGAUCAGAGCAUCCAGAUGCUGUUGGAGGAGCAUUUGCUUGA
This is a messenger RNA of Seminavis robusta, 402 nucleotides long. Lineage: Eukaryota; Bacillariophyta; Bacillariophyceae; Naviculales; Naviculaceae. The record is from the annotation of a GenBank genome assembly.